GUCACAGACAAAACUUGAUUGCCAAGAGCGCGGGCCAAUCACAACAUGGUUACAUCUUCUUGUAGACGAAGAUACUCAAUCACGCAAAAGCCAAGCGACAUGAUGGUCGACCGUCGAAGUCACCAAUACACGGCUGACACACCAGACUAGCCCUCACAUGGCGACAUCGUGCCAGGGAGAGAUGCUCGCCAGGUAUACAGAGCAAGGGUGAGUCGAAAUUACGUAGUAUUACGGAACUACUGUGAUCAAUGAGACGAACAACGAAGCUGGAAAGGUCAGAAAAAUACGUAGUGGAACGGGAAAGGUGGGUACGUGUUCAGCGUGACAAGGCCAAGGUGACCUCGAGACUGAUGAAAAGGUGGACGAGAAGAGAGAGAGAGAGAUGAUGGGAAAGAGAUGACACGAACGGGAAGGGUGGGAAAGGAGAAAGAGUCGAGAAGUCAGCGCGUGAUCUGGGAUCUGGCUGGCAAGCAAUUGAUUGUUCUGUGCUGGCUCGAUUCGAUUAUUUCCUCGAGCUCUGCUUUUUACGAGAGCACUAGCUCCCGCCCGAUGAUUCAAGUUCCUGAUUGGCUACGCGCCGCACCUCACGGAUUGAUCUGAUCAACCACGGCACGUCACAUGUGAGGUAUAAACAUCUGCGUGUCCCCCGCUCGCCGCGCGCAGCGAGGACAGCCCAUCACCCAUCCAUCCUGCUUCUCUUCCUCUCUCGACUCAAUCACCGGUCUACCGUUCACUCGAACCAUAUCUUUCGCUUCUGACCCAUCUAACCAACCACUUAACCAUCUUCUACCAUCGAGAUGCCUCCCAAGAAAGUUACUGGCGCCGCCGCCGCCGCCAAAGAGCAGAGUCAGAAGAAGACUGCCGCCGCCCCAGCUCAUGCUUCAUACAAAGAUAUGAUCAAGGACGCUAUUAUCAACCUCAAGGAGCGCAAUGGAAGCAGCCGACAAGCUAUCAAGAAAUAUGUCAAGGCAAACAACAACGUUACCAUCACAUCCGAGACUCAAUUCGACUCUCUUUUCAACAAGGCCUUGAAGUCUGGUGUCGAGAAGGGUGACUUCCAACAACCAAAAGGCCCCUCCGGUCCUGUCAAGCUGGCAAAGAAGGAAGCCAAGCCUGCUGAGAAGAAAGCUGCUGCUCCCAAGAAGGAGAAGGCUGUUAAGGACGAGAAGGAGGCUAAGCCAAAGGCCACCAAGACGAAGACUGCCAAACCAAAGACUGCCACCACCAAGGCCAAGAAGGCCACCACAGCCAAGAAAGCUUCCACCGCAAAGCCAAAAGCCAACACUGCUACUAAGAGGGCCCCCAAGACAAAGACAAAGACUGAGGCUCCUGCCCCUGCCGUCACCGAUGUUCCCACCGUCUUGAAAAAGACGAAAUCAGGACGCGUCACCAAGCAAAAGACAACCGGCGCCCCAAAGAAAGCAACAACCAAGAAGCCAUCAGCUAAGAAAGCCACCGGCCCCAAGAAGUCUACUACACCCAAGAAGGCCGAGGCCUCUGCAUGAAAGACUUCUCAAGUCUGACUAUGUCGAUGUUAUGACCUGACGUGUGUUGCUUGCUUUUCUAACCUCGUGUGUAUCUGGUACUUGGUUGGUCAUGUUGAUGGGACAGGAUGAUGGGAUGCGGGAGGCUGGUGCAGGCGUUCAUGAGUUGUUGAUGUCGCCCUGUUCAAGUCUUUCGCGCCACAAGUGCCGCUCGCUUUCCCGCAAUGUGUUCUAAAUACCUCGGGCUGCUGUGCUUUUUGUUUGGGAAUCAGAUCAAGAUGGGGAAUACCAGGCGUUAGUAUCAUGGUUAUGGGAUGGGUACGGGACAAAGGAGAGAUCCAGGCGCAAGCACAAGUGUGAGUGCGCAAAGAUACCAUCAGGGCGCAUCAUCUCUUCUCUUCUCACUUGCUUGAGACUUGUACAAGAGGGAGAAGAUGUGACGACUUUACAUUUCGAGAUCAGGUAUACAGACAAUCGAAGUGCCUUGUACAGACUCUCACCUAAUGUAUAUUUCUCCGAGGUUGAGAUUUCGAAAGCAGUAAGAUGACAAAAUCGGAAGCAAGUUGAUCCGAGCAUGCCCCUUUUUCGUCAUGUGAUGUGAUUAGAAAGCUGAUGAGAGAUUGUGUCGAGAGGUCGUGCCAUUGCUAG
This is a messenger RNA of Exophiala xenobiotica, 2132 nucleotides long. RefSeq lists its product as uncharacterized. Gene Ontology annotation, cellular component: nucleosome. Gene Ontology annotation, molecular function: structural constituent of chromatin; DNA binding. The record is from RefSeq and is a predicted model, not a curated record. The coding region runs from base 798 to 1505 and encodes 235 amino acids. NCBI's taxonomy places the organism in Eukaryota, Fungi, Ascomycota, Eurotiomycetes, Chaetothyriales, Herpotrichiellaceae. The transcript is spliced from 7 exons. Gene Ontology annotation, biological process: nucleosome assembly.